CUGAAUGGUUACCAGUUAGUCCAUCACCAUUUUGGGAGCUAGAGUUACCACAGACGCUAUUUCUUUUCAUAACCUUCAAUACAAUUGUCCCUCUCUUUCUCUAUGGUUAUAUGGUGAAGUUGUCAGGUCUUUGUGCAAAUGGAUGAGUGGUGUUAGCAGGCUCUGAAGUAUUGAGAAAGAAGAUUAAACCAACCCGAUUAACUAUUCGUCUGUAGGAACCAAAGGAACAGUGUGGUUAGCUGUUAGCCCGGGAUAUGGGGCAUAUACCACAUGUUCUGGGUUUCUUUACACUCCCUAGAUGCUAUUCCACAGUUAUAUUCUUCAUCUGAGCGGUGAAGAAGACCAUGGGUACGAUCAGUCAGGUUCGACUGCUGCUUUGGAAGAACUGGAUCAUACGCAAGAGACAGAAGAUCCGGUUCUUCAUGGAGAUCAUGUGGCCAGUGGUUCUGUUUAUGGGAUUAGUGUGGCUGAGGCGGGCUAAUCCAUUAUAUCGCCAACAUGAGUGUCACUUUCCCAACAAGGCCAUGCCCUCAUCUGGCAUCCUUCCAUGGAUACAGGGUAUCUUCUGCAAUGCCAACAACCCAUGUUUCCAGUACACCACCAAGGGCGAGGGCUCGGGAACUGUCUCCAACUACAACAACUCCAUACUGGCUCGGUUGUAUGUUGAUGCGCAGAAGCAUCUGUUUAGUGACCCUGAGUUCCUGCAACUGGGUCAGCUCUGGAGGGAGAUGUUGACCAUGAGCACCUUUAUGGACACGCUGCGGACCAGCCCAGAGCAGGUCACAGGUCGAGGGCUGAAGGUAGAAGACAUUCUGAAAGAUGAUGAGACCCUGACAUCCUUUCUCCUUAGGGAUGUUCCUCUAUCAGUCACUGUGGUCAAUGAGCUAGUCAGUGCCAAGAUCAGGCCCGAGCAGUUUGCGUUUGGCGUUCCUGAUCUCCACCUGAAGGACAUCGCCUGCAGUCAGACCCUGCUAGAGCACUUCAUUAUCUUGCCCAGCCGCAGGGGUCUGUAUGGGGUGCUCAGCGCUUUGUGUUCCCUCUCAGCGCAGACACUCCAGGACAUAGAGGAAAGACUCUACGCUAAUGUGGACUUCUUCAAACUCUUCCGUCUGCUUCCCCAGGUCUUGGAUAACCAUUCCAGUGGAAUAGACCUACACUUCUGGUCUAGAGUCCUUUCCGCUGCUUCUGAAAAGUGGCGAGAGUUGUCAAAGACGAACAGCUUCAAAGCUCUGGUGGAGGUGAUUUCUCCCCUGUUCCACUCUCCGGGUCCUCCAGGGUCAUCUCCACCAUCUUUGAGCCAGCUGAUAGCAGUUGUGUCCAGCCUGGUAUGUGGCUACACGCAGGAGGGCUUCUCUCAGGUGGCUUCCCUGAACUGGUACGAGGACAACAACUACAAGGCCUUCAUGGGGAUCAAUGACAGCACCCGCGGAGGACAGGGGAAUUACACUCACGACCACACCACCACUCUGUUCUGCAAUGACAUGAUGAAGGACCUGGAGUCCGACCUCAUCACCAGGACCACGUGGAGGUUGGUCAAACCCAUGCUGAUGGGGAAGAUCCUCUACGCACCAGAUUCUCCAGCCGUCAGACAGAUCAUCCGAAAUGCAAACACCACAUUUGAGGAGCUGGAGAGGCUGAGAACGAUGGGUCGAGCCUGGGAAGAGGUGAGCCCUCAGGUCUGGGACUUCUUCCAGGACAGCGUUCAGAUGAACAUGAUCAGGGACACCAUAAGGAAUCCCACUGUGAGAGACUAUAUUGACAGAAGCCUUCAGGACACAGAGUUCUCCUCUAAACACAUUCUGAAUUUCCUGGACAACAGGCCAAUAGAACACAGGGAAAAUGACAUGGCCAACUUUGAUUGGAGGAAUGUCUUCAACCUCACAGACCAAGUCAUCCGCAUGAUGAACCGAUAUGGAGAGUGUCUACUCCUGGAUAAGUUCUCCGGGCUGAAUGAUGAGGAACAGCUGACUCAGAGAGCGCUGAGUCUGAUGGAGGAGAGCAAGUUCUGGGCUGGUCUUGUCUUCAUGGAGACCUACCCGUGGACAACCAAGGUCCCUCCCCACGUCAAGUUCAAAAUCCGCAUGGACAUUGACUCUGUGGAGCGUACCAAUAAAAUCAAAGACAGAUACUGGGACCCUGGCCCCAGGGCGGACCCCAUGGAAGAUCUGCGUUAUGUGUGGGGGGGCUUUGCCUACCUCCAGGACAUGAUUGAGCAUGGCAUUAUCAGGACCCAGACAGGAAAAGACUGGUCUCUUGGCGUCUACCUACAACAGAUGCCCUAUCCGUGCUAUGUAGAUGACGUCUUCAUGCUGACUUUGAACCGUUGCUUUCCCAUUUUCAUGGUGCUGGCAUGGGUCUACUCCGUGUCUAUGAUGGUGAAGAGCAUUGUCCUAGAGAAGGAGAUGAGGCUCAAGGAGACCUUGAAGGCCAUGGGCGUCACCAACGGCGUCCUGUGGGUCACAUGGUUUGUAGACAGCUUCCUCACCAUGGCUGCCAGCACUGCGUUGCUCACAGGGAUCAUCAUGGGUGGAAAGGUGUUGAAUUACAGCAACCCUCUGAUCCUGUUCCUGUUCCUCCUCACCUUCACCACGGCUACCAUCAUGCAGUGUUUCCUGCUCAGUGUGUUCUUCAACAAGGCUAACCUGGCUGCAGCCUGCAGUGGCAUUAUCUACUUCACCCUCUACCUGCCCCACAUCCUCUGCUUCGCAUGGCAGGAGCACAUCACCAAGGAUAACAAGAUCAUGGUGAGCCUGAUGUCCCAGGUGGCUUUUGGUUUUGGGACAGAGUACCUGUCCCGGUAUGAGGAGCAGGGUCUCGGUCUGCAGUGGGACAACAUUCGGACCAGCCCGCUGGAUGGGGAUGAGUACUCGUUUCUCACCUCCAUCUCCAUGAUGGCCCUAGACACCGUUCUCUACGCUGUCCUGGCCUGGUACCUGGACAGUGUCUCCCCAGGGCAGUAUGGAAUUGGUCGUCCAUUUUAUUUCCCCAUCUUGCCAUCAUACUGGCUCAACUACAGAUACCCAAAGCCUAAAGAGUUGGCGAAACCUAGCUUUGACCACCCGGUAAACCAGGCUGGAGAGAAGCAGAAAAUCAAUCAUGAAGCAGGUGACGAGCAGAAGACUACAAAAAUUGUACAAGAGGUUACAUCAUGCAAGCACCAGGACAAACGAGAGCGGCUGGGGGAAACAGACAACGCGGAAGAGGAAGAGAAAAACAAUGUAAACCAAGAGGAAAAACAAAACGGAGAAAGCAAGGGUCUGCCCAGUCACCCCUACUUCGAGGGGGAGCCAGAGGGGCUGGUAGAGGGUGUCUGUGUUCAGAACCUGGUCAAAGUGUUCGAAAGGAGCCAGAAACCGGCAGUGGAUGGACUGAGCAUAGUCUUCUAUGAAAGCCAGAUCACUGCUUUCCUGGGACACAAUGGAGCUGGGAAGACUACCACCAUGUCCAUCCUGACCGGGAUGUUCCCUCCCACCGCGGGCACGGCCUCCAUCUAUGGAAAGGACAUCCGGACGGAAAUGGACACUAUCAGACGCUCUCUGGGAAUGUGUCCCCAGCACAACAUCCUCUUUCACCAUAUGACUGUGGCAGAACACAUCCUCUUCUACUCUCUACUGAAGGGAGGUUCCCUGUCUGAGGCUGAGUUGGAGGUGGAGAACAUGCUGGAGGAUCUGGGAAUGCCCCACAAGAAGGACGAGGAGGCGCAGAACCUCUCAGGGGGCAUGCAGAGGAAGUUGUCUGUUGCCAUGGCAUUUGUGGGCGGUGCCAAGGUAGUGAUUUUGGACGAGCCAACGUCAGGGGUGGACCCAUACUCUAGACGCUCCAUCUGGGAUCUGCUGCUCAAGUACCGAUCAGGACGUACAGUGAUCCUGUCCACUCACCACAUGGACGAGGCUGACCUGCUGAGUGACCGUGUGGCCAUCAUCUCUCAGGGCCGUCUCCACUGCUGCGGCUCGCCGCUCUUCCUGAAAAACUGCUUCGGCGCCGGCUUCUACCUCACACUCGUCCGACGCAUGAAGUACGAGGGACCCAAGACCAAGAUGCAGUGUGACUGUGCUGUGGAGUGCUCCUGUAAGUGCUCCACCUGUGCCGAGUACAAACACGAGUUGUCUCAACCCAAAACCCCCGACAGACAGAUGGACGGGGACGUGUCGAGCAUCACACAGUUGAUCCAUCAUCACGUCCCUGAGGCCUGUCUGGUUGAAGCCGUCGGUCAGGAGCUGACCUACCUGUUGCCCCAUCGAGGGUUCAACCCCAGGGCCUAUGCCUCCCUGUUCAGAGAGCUGGAGGAGACCCACUCUGACAUGGGUCUCAGCAGCUUCGGCGUCUCGGACACAUCCCUGGAAGAGAUAUUCUUGAAAGUGACAGCUGAUGGUGAAGCCAAAGGGAAAAAAACAACUGUGGAAGAGGCAGAUGCGGGGCUCCAGGCCAAUGGGGAGGGCAUUGGAGGGGUGUGUGAGGGCAGGGGGGGGCGGGGCUCCAGACAGGUGAAAGGUCUCUGUCUGAUUCUGAAACAGUUCUUCGCCCUGCUCAUCAAACGGUUUCACCAUGCCACAAGAUCACAUAAAGACUUCUUUGCCCAGAUUGUGUUGCCUGCCAGUUUUGUAUUCAUAUCGCUGAUGUUCACUACGAUCGUGCCGCCGUUUGGCGAGUAUCCCAGCCUAACUCUCAGCCCCUGGAUGUAUGGACGACAGUUCACCUUUUUCAGUAAUGAGCGUGCCACGGAUCCUGAGAUGAGAUAUUUUGGAGAGGUGCUGCUGAACAAGCCUGGCUUUGGGACUCGCUGCAUGGUGGAUGAACCUCUGAAGGACUUUCCAUGUAAUAACAUCACUACGGAAUGGGAGGUGCCGCUGGUGAACCCUGCUUUGAUUGACAUGUUGGAUGGACCAGAGUGGACCCCAGUUAACUCGUCACCAGGCUGCCAGUGUAGCACCCCUAGGAAACUCACCAUGCUGCCUAACUGCCCUGAGGGAGCCGGGGGACUGCCUCCCCCACAGAGGAUCCAGUCGACAGGUGAUGUCCUGUUGGACUUGACAGGCAGAAAUAUCUCUGAUUACCUGGUAAAGACGUACCCCUCCCUCAUCAAGGCCAGUUUGAAAAGCAAAUACUGGGUGAAUGAACAAAGAUAUGGAGGUAUAUCUGUGGGAGGACAACUUCCUGUAUUAGACGUGGACCCUAAGACCAUUCAGGAUGUAGCAUCCCAGCUGGGACGACUGCUCAAUAUUACUGGGGGAAAAUACUCCAAACAAACUCUGCAGGACAUUGGAACCUUCUUACGAUACAUGGAAAGUCAAUACAAUGUCAAGGUGUGGUACAACAACAAGGGCUGGCAUGCCAUGGUGGCUUUUAUGAAUGUAGCCAACAAUGCCAUCCUCAGAGCCAACCUGCCUAAAGACGCCAGCCUGGAUACAUAUGGCAUCACCGCCAUCAACCACCCUCUCAACCUUACCAAGGAACAACUGUCAGAAGUCACUGUCCUGAACACCUCAGUGGAUGCGGUGGUGGCUAUCUGUGUCAUCUUUGCCAUGUCAUUUGUCCCAGCCUCCUUUGUCCUCUAUCUCAUCCAGGAGAGGAUGACACAGGCUAAACACCUCCAGUUUGUCAGUGGGGUCAGUCCCGUUGUCUACUGGAUGGCCAACUUCCUCUGGGACAUGGUGAAUUAUUGUAUUAGUGCAACGCUGGUGGUGGGCAUUUUCAUUGCCUUUGACAAGAGGUGUUACACAUCGUCAACCAACCUCCAACCCCUGGUGGCUCUGCUGAUGCUCUAUGGGUGGUCUGUGACGCCCAUGAUGUACCCCAUGUCGUUCAUCUUCAGCAUCCCAAGUACAGCAUACGUAUCUCUCUCCUGCAUCAACUUGUUCAUUGGCAUCAACAGCAGUGCCAUCACCUUCAUUCUGGACCUGUUUGACAGCGCAUCGACUCUUUAUAAGUGUAACCAACUGCUGAAGAAGGUGCUGUUGGUGUUCCCUCACUACUGUCUGGGCCGCGGUCUGAUUGACAUGGCUAUGAAUCAGGCAGUUGCUGAUGUCUAUGCCCGCUUUGGUGAAGAUUUCAGUCUGGACCCCUACAGCUGGGAUUUUCUAGGGAAGAACCUGAUCUUCAUGACUGCUGAGGGCUUUAUCUAUUUCCUUAUCAAUAUCCUGAUUCAGUAUCGCUUCUUUCUGGAUCACUGGAUCACAGACUGUAAGAAGGGUCCAAUCACGGAGGAGGAUGUGGACGUGGCGCAGGAGAGACAACACAUCUAUAAUGGAGGAAGCAGGAGUGACAUCCUAAAGAUCAGAGACCUCACCAAGACAUAUAUGGGGAAGAGUAAGCCAGCAGUGGACAGGAUAUGUAUGGGAGUGUCGCCUGGGGAGUGCUUUGGCCUCCUGGGUGUGAACGGGGCAGGGAAGACCACCACCUUCAAGAUGUUGACUGGAGACACUGAUGUCAGUUCAGGAGAAGCCUCUGUCACGGGCCACAGCAUCCUGACCAACAUCCUGGACGUGCACCAAAACAUGGGCUACUGCCCCCAGUUUGAUGCCAUAGACGAGCUGCUGACUGGCAGAGAGCACCUCCACCUCUACGCCCGCCUCAGAGGGGUGCCUGAGUCGGAGAUCGGCACGGUGGCAGACUGGGCAAUUCAGAAGCUGGGUCUGGCGGAGUACGCGGGCCGCCCAGCUGGAACCUACAGCGGCGGGAACAAGAGGAAACUUUCCACAGCCAUCGCCAUGAUUGGCUGUCCUCCUCUGGUCCUGCUGGACGAGCCCACCACAGGCAUGGACCCCCACUCACGUCGUUUCUUGUGGAACUCCAUAAUGAGUGUUAUCCAGGAUGACCGGGCAGUGGUCCUCACCUCACACAGUAUGGAGGAAUGCGAGGCUCUGUGUACACGACUAGCUAUUAUGGUCAAUGGAACUUUCCAAUGUCUGGGCACCAUUCAGCAUCUCAAAUACAAGUUUGGUGACGGUUACUUGGUCACCAUGAAGAUCAAAGCUUCCACACCUGGUAAUCCACCUGACCUGAACCCAGCAGAAGCCUUCAUGGAAAGUACCUUCCCCGGCUGUGUCCAGAGGGAAAAACACUACAACACGCUACAGUAUGAGAUCUCCUCCUCCUCUCUGGCCAGGAUUUUCCAGCUGGUCCUGGCCAACAAAGACUGCCUCAACAUAGAGGACUACUCUGUCUCACAGACCACCCUCGACCAGGUGUUUGUGAAUUUUGCCAAGCAGCAGUCAGGAGAGGAGGACAACAUUGUGCUGCAUCCGCGGGCUGCUGGGGCUCGCAGAAAAGAAAUCAAGGUCACACCUCUAAGUUGUCUGGGAAAAUGAAAUGUCCCUUCCCACAUAAUCUCACACAGACACAGACAAACACAACCCAGAGGAUCCAGGAAGAAAGAGCUGAAAGAGAAAUCGUACUGUAAGCAAUUCCAUGCAUAGUGCAUUUCUGCAAGAAAAUUCUAACGCUUAACUGUUACAAAAACAAAUACCCUGUAUCUGCUUUAUGCUGUGAUAAUGCCAAGGAAGAUGUUUGGCCUUUUUUUUUUAGAAGUUUAUAUAAGUUAAAAAGCAGGUUUUAAUAUUAACACUUUCAUGUUAUCAACUUUAACAAGACUUUUGAUUAACUAAAAUGUAGUGCAACGUAGAUAUGGACUGUAAAAAUGCAUCUGCUGCUAUUGAAUUCAUAUUUAAAUAAUGAUGUGGUUUUGUAAGCCUAUACAGUAUGUCCUGUUUUAACUUUUUGCUUUCUCGUGUGGUUACAAUUUUGAAAAACUUUGCAUAUGAAAGAUACAUAAUUAGUUUGCAAGAGAGAAUAUUUUUACAAAAGAUAUCAUGUGAAUCUUGUCUGAGAUAAUCAUUUCAAAAUAAAUAUUUUAUAUAACACUGAAUAUUUUGGUAAAAACAAGUGACACUGAGCUGACGUCAGUACUAGUGUUUUAAAUUAUUAUCAUUAUUUAUUUGUCUAUUUUACAAAGAUAAUUACAUUUUCUAGGGGAGAGUGAGGUAAUAGUAAGUUGUCCCACCCCCUGUAUCUAGACAACUGUACACAAUUUUAGUCAAGUGACGAUAUACUAAGGAAGAACCAAUCAUUUCUAACUGGCAGUGAUGAAGAAAGGUGCAUGGAAAAAGUGGUACCUAUGUUUUUUGAUGGUCAAAGUAAAAUUGUUUUUACAUGUAAGGUAUAAUGACUGUUAUACUGACGCACAGUAUCUUGAGCAAAACAAAUUAUGCAGAAGAUACCGAACUAGUCUAAAGAAGGUUUGAUUGCUUCUUUAAUCAGCGCAACAGUUAUCAGUGAUGCACACAAUAUUGCAAAAGGGUUUUCUAAUGAUCAAUUAGUCUUUUAAAAUGAUAUACUUAGAUUAGCAGACACGAUGUGCCAUUGGAACACCUGAGUAA
Esox lucius (northern pike) is the source of this 8375-nucleotide messenger RNA. RefSeq names its product ATP-binding cassette, sub-family A (ABC1), member 4a (gene abca4a). Lineage: Eukaryota; Metazoa; Chordata; Actinopteri; Esociformes; Esocidae. Bases 345 to 7307 code for a protein of 2320 amino acids. Gene Ontology annotation, biological process: transmembrane transport; lipid transport. Gene Ontology annotation, cellular component: intracellular membrane-bounded organelle; membrane. Gene Ontology annotation, molecular function: lipid carrier activity; ABC-type transporter activity; ATP hydrolysis activity. The record is from RefSeq and is a predicted model, not a curated record. The transcript is spliced from 47 exons.